CACUAUCCCGCUAUUGACCACCAAAAGAAGCCAGUUUUGACGGGAAUAAGGCGGAAUCGGCAGCGCUGCCGCAAGUAUCCACUUUUUCACGGGCAACAAAUUGACAAAGAAAUUGUAAGAUAAUUUCCUGUGGCGAUUGCUGGUUGCGCAAAAGCCACUUGCCUCAAAAGCGGGCUCAAACAGAGUCCGAGCCGGAAGUGAAACAUCGCAGGGAGCGCGCAUCCCGUGUAAUUAGCGAACUGCGACGCACCAAACUUUUUUUUUAUUGUAUGCCGUGAGCUGAGCGGAGGUGGAGAUCGGGAGUUCGGAAUCCAGAAUCGGGUAUUGGGCAUUGGGAAUCGGGACGGGAGUCACAAGCAGGAGUCGGAGGCCAUGGAGCAGAACUCAAACAGCAGCGUCGCGGAGACGUUUGCGGACGCACCAGCGCCGGACGCGGAGUACGGCUCUGAGAACUGCUCCGGAUCCGGAAUGUCGGUGGGCGACACCGUGAGCGCCAAUCACGAGUUCCAGACCAUGAAACCGGGUCCCGGUGUGGUGCACAAAGUGAUGCCGGUGGCUAACAGCGCCAGCAGUGCCACCGCAACCAACGGUCGGACGCGCUCCGAGAUGCCGCACAGCGAGCUGGUGAAGAUGCUGUACUACCUGGAGGGCGAACUGCAGGCACGGGAUGUGUGCAUAGCCGCACUGAGGAACGAGCGGGUGAAGCAGCUCAUCGCCCAGCUGCGCACCAAGCGACUGCAGCCCAACGAUCCGUAUGCGGCCAUAUUCCGGGACAAGAUCGCCCUCAAUGGGAAUCUUAUAUCGAGGGAAUCGUCUACGCAGGCGGCGCAGGCAGAGAUGGAGGUGCGCCAGAUCAUUGAGCAGCAAAUGGAGCAACAGUAUCAGAUGGUUAGCAAGCAGAGGGCCACGCACGUGCGUAUGGUCAACAUAUUGACCGAAUCGCUGGAAAAUAAUCAGCGAAUGCUCCAGGAAUUGGAGGAGGAGAAGCGGAAGCACGAGAACACCACGGCCCAGGGCGACGACAUCACCUACGGCCUGGAAUUGGAGCGCACCAAGCUGAAGCAGGACCUCGAGGAGGAGCGCACUCAGGUGGCCAAAAUGGAGAAGGAUCUGAAGAAGCUGCAGGAGACGCUUGAGUACGAGCGCAAUCGACAGAAACAGAUCGUGCUGCUGCUGAUUGCGGAGCGCAAAAAGAUCCUCAUGAAGUAUAUUGAAGAAGGGAAACGCUCUGAGGAUCUGGCCCAAAUCCUGGCCGAGGAGAAGCAGCGGUCGGACACCAUUGCCGAGGGUCUCGAGGAGGAGAGCAAAAAGUCGUUGCGCAUGGAGGAGGAACUGGAGAAGCAAACGCAUGCCAUGGAGCAGGAGCGGAAAGUGCUGUUUGCCAAACUAGCCAAGGAGGAACUCCGGGUCAAAGAGCUGGAGCAGGAACUCAACGCCCUACGGAGCGAGCAUGAGGCUCUGAAAAAGCAGCAGCAGCUGGGUGGCAGCGGCUCAUCCGUGGCCGCCGCCAAGGCGCGACAGUUCAGCGACGACGCCUGUGCCACGCCCCCCAUGGUGAACAUCGCCAAGAUCGUGCAGCCAACAGCCACGGUUAGCAGCAUGCCGGUUUCGGGACCACAGACCGGCAUCGCCCGCUCCAUUGCGCCGGGCCAGAACAUCCGGAGCGCUGGAAUCGCAACGGCGCCCACUGGCACGGCCACAGCAGCAAUAGCACCACUAGCUGCCGUGCUCAACCACACUACCAACACCACCACCACCACCACGAACAACACCACCAGCAGCAGCAACUCGAGCGGCAGCGUUGGAGCAGCUGCAGCAGCAGCUGCAUCAGUGGAGACGGCAGCUACUGUCACCGUGCCCAUGGUGGCGCCACCCUCACCCUCCCCGGCGAAGAUGCAGCCGACAGCUACCAUCCAGCGGGCGCCCGGCGGCAAGUAUGCCGCACUGGCUGCGGCAGCUGCCCUCGACCAGACCACACCACCGCAUCCUCAUCCCGUUCCCAUUGCCGUGCCGCCGGUUACGGUGCCACCAGCGGGAGCCCGUGGAGCACCGCCCCCCAUACCAACCAAGCCGAUCGUGCCUCCCAAGCGGGAGCCAUCGCUCUCCCGGCUGGGCUCGAUCACGGGCAGCAGUGCCAUAGCGGCUACCACCGCAGCCACCACGACCGCGGGUACGGCGAAGCAGAAUUAGACACCUCCACUCCACUCAGACUCACAUUAAUUACCGAUAUUGGGCGUAGGAUAAGCGAAAUACUCAAGCGGCGUAGUCCCUCGAUGACCGCGCUAGGCAACAGGAUCCUCCAUCCCGAACUGACCUUCUUCUGUUUUGUUUUUUUUAAAUGGUUUAGUUCUAUGUGCGUGCAAAAGUUAUAUGUCUUUCUUUCGUUUUCUAUUAUGCCUAUUUACUUUAAAUUGAAUCUACAAAAGUAUGCAAUUUAUUUUAGAUAUUAUUUAUUGUAAUGUCACAAAUCUUUUGCAAUAGGAUCUUUAAGCAUAAUUUGAGAAUCCUUUACACUUCAAUACUUAUACAUUUAUUUAACAUUUACACAUUCAACUUCAUUGUCAGUUCGAGACUGGAAACCUAAGAGGUAGUCUAAAAUCUUCUUAAAAGUAACAACGUUUUGAUUAUCUGAGUAUCUUCGGUUGCCUAGCGUGAUUUGGCAUGCAACACGUUUAGGAGAAAAGUUUGUUAAGAAUUAGAAAGAUAGUAUACAGUGCGACUCCCCAGGCGGCCUCUCAUCUAAGUUUGGUUUAGUUUUUAUUGUUUUUACCAAGCGAUAUGAUAUGAUACAUUUUAUAACGCCGUUGGCGGUCCGAGGGCCAAGCCAAGAGACAAGCGACUUUAAAUGUAAUUCCGUGCGUAGUGAGCGAACAUUUGUACAAGGCCGUGCGAUUCUCAUAACAAGUAACAGCCACAAUAUAUGAUAAUUAUAAACAUACCCCACAGA
This is a messenger RNA of Drosophila erecta, 2947 nucleotides long. RefSeq lists its product as uncharacterized. The transcript has 4 exons. NCBI's taxonomy places the organism in Eukaryota, Metazoa, Arthropoda, Insecta, Diptera, Drosophilidae. The record is from RefSeq and is a predicted model, not a curated record. Bases 373 to 2190 code for a protein of 605 amino acids.